Dentiscutata heterogama is the source of this 253-nucleotide messenger RNA. NCBI's taxonomy places the organism in Eukaryota, Fungi, Glomeromycota, Glomeromycetes, Diversisporales, Gigasporaceae. The record is from the annotation of a GenBank genome assembly.
AAGUGGGAGAUAACAAUCCUUUUGUUGUAUUGAAGACAACUGAUGAGAUCAAUUUGAAUAACCUUAUAGUAUCUGACAAAAGAAAUCAAGAAGAGGAGAACAUGGGACCAGGCAUUAUAAAAUUCACAUUAAGUGCUAAUACAAAGAAAUGGGUUAUCAGCACACUUGAUAUUUCGAGUAUAAUAUUAGAAUAUUGUGACAUGUCAGUUCAACAACUUUCUGAGAAUAAAGUUGAAGAUGCUGCAAAAAUACU